UUAGUAUUGAAGCUGUAGCUGAAACCUGCGUACUACUUAAUUGCUUACCUACAUAAAAAUAUCGGUGCCUUGAAAAUGUUUUCUCCGGAGGAACAACAAAUUGAAAUUUGCUUACUGAAAUCGAACUUGGAAAAAAUUGGAGAUGAUUUGUUGGUUCAAAAUUCGGCGAUGCCCGCCUUAGACGCUGAAAACGAGCAAAAGUAUCGGGAGACCAUGUCGGCGCUGAGAGUUGCACGCUCCCUCAAUGCUGAAAGGGAGCGUCUCAACUUGGAGAAUGUGAAGUUAACAGCCAAACGCAUGCAACUGAAGCGACAAUGUGACGACAUUACUAAAACGCUGGAACGUGCGAGAGCGAAUCGCGACGACCUAGCUGGUUCAUUAAAACGCGAGGAACAAGAAAUGGAACUCCUAAUACGGAAAUAUGAAGAUUCUUUGCGUGAAAAAGCGGAGCGUUUUAGAAAAACAAGCUCGUUUUAUAAUGAGGACGAAAUGAAAGCAGAAUUGGAAAAAGCAAAUAAUUCAAUAAAAGAUCUUGAAGACGAAAUGAUGAAUCACCAAAACAUCGUGGACGAAUUAAAACGUACACUGGACGAGCUCCAAGCCGAAGUACCGGAAAACCUGCUGGCAAUAUUGUAA
Molecule: messenger RNA, 636 nt
Organism: Ostrinia nubilalis (European corn borer)
Lineage: Eukaryota; Metazoa; Arthropoda; Insecta; Lepidoptera; Crambidae
Product: protein Daple-like
Exons: 5
Coding region: 76-636 (186 amino acids)
Source: RefSeq, a predicted model, not a curated record